AUGGAUAAAGUAUCCCCCGACUGUCCAUACCCAGGAUGCUUUUUCUGUGUCAUGAAGGAAGGGAACCCAAGUAAGCGCAGAGCAAGUAUAUUGAAAUUCUUCCGAGAACUUCCCUCACAGGAUGAUGAUGGUCAGGUUCUUCCUAUUAGUGGCCUUUGGAACACAGCCAUGGCGCAUCCUAAUGAUCCCGAGUUCAUCGAGUUGGGGAUAUUUGAAUGCAUGGCGGCACUGAUUUGGAAGGGUUUAAAGAAUCGCCGUUGGCUUGCUCAUGACCAAAAUAUAUAUAUUCCUUAUUAUGCAGCGCACAUAAUUGGAUCGUACACAAUGAACAUGGAAGAAUUUGCUGAAACUGCUGUGCAUGCCGGCGUAAUCCCUCCCUUGGUUGAACUUUUGAGGGGGAGAUUAACUUGGGUUGAGCAGAGGGUGGCCAUACGAGCUCUAGGCCACUUGGCUACAUAUGCCAGCACUUUUCCAUCUGUAGCAGGUCAUGGUGAGAUCCUUGAGCUUUCCAUUCAACUAGCGAUGAGUUCGCUCGAAAUUGUUUAUUCUCACUUUUACCAGUAUGUCGAUAGAAGGCGAAGUUAUCACUGUGAUCUCCUUACGCGUGGCAUGGGGGGUGUCGAAAUGGAGUCCAGGAAGGCAGAGGAAUGGGCUAGUCAGUUACAAUGCUGGUCUCUUCAACUUAUUAAUUGCUUUGCAUUCAAACCUGAGUUUCUUUCUGCUAUAUGCAAACCAGAAUUUCUAAUAAAACUACCAGGCAUGUGGGGAGGACUUGUUAAUGAAAACUCACCAGCUGGUAUGGGUUUGUUACGAACAAUUUGUCAUCAUAAGCUUGGUAGGGGACCCGUUGCUACCUGUCCUGGCAUCAUUGAGGCAUUGUGUAAUAUUGCACGCUCAUCUGAUGACUGGCAGUAUAUGGCUAUUGAUUGUCUUCUGUGGUUGCUCCAAGACCCUAGUACCUGUCACAAGCCUGAACUGUUCCAGGAUAAUGAUCUUCCAGUAUCCAAUGAGUCCCUUAAGCCUGAACUGUUCCAGGAUAAUGAUCUUCCAGUAUCCAAUGAGUCCCUUAAGGUGAUCGAUAAAGCAGUACCUGCACUAGUGGACCUUGCAGAGAUCUCAACUCUGGGGGAUCACAAAAAGCUUGGGGAUUCCAUUGUUAACAUUCUUCAGGAAUGCAUUCAAUCACAAGGGACAGGUCGCAAUUCUACCAGUAACCGCACAAAAGAAGAGAUCGAGGAACUAUUAAAUUCUAGACAGAGAUUAAAAUGGGAGAAAAGUAUGCCGAAAGAGGACCUCCAUAUCAAGCAGGCAGCAGCACUAGUGGUAAAACUUGAAGGAAAUUCUUUAUUUUCAUCUGGAAAUAUUGCUGGAGCAUCAUCAAAGUAUUCAGAAGCACUGGCACUGUGUCCGAUGAGAUCAAAGAAAGAGAGAGUUGUGCUGUACAGUAAUCGAGCUCAAUGUAAUCUUCUGAUGCAACAACCUUUGGCUGCUAUAAGUGAUGCUACGUGUGCACUUUGUCUGCAUAACCCUGUUAAUCGUCAUGCCAAAAGCCUUUGGAGAAGAGCACAAGCUUAUGACAUGCUUGGGUUAGCUAAAGAGAGCUUGUUAGACGCUAUUCUGUUCAUAAAUGAGUGUUCUCAGUCAACCGAUCCUGAUCUUUCAUUGAGGCAAAAUAAGGUUCCUGACUAUGCUGAGCGGUUGGUCAAGAAGCAGAUGCGUGCAGCUUGGCUGUUUAGGGAGGCUGCUGUUAAACAUGGGGGUGUCCAGUGUGAUGGUGAUGCCGGUGACAUAUAUGGCCAAGAGACUGAUGAUUCUGAAUGGGAGACGGCAAGUGAAAGCGAUAUAGGAAAUGAUGGAAGGGGUGGAAGGGAUGAAAUGGGCGACAAUGAUUGCGAAUGGAAGAAUGACGUUUAA
Molecule: messenger RNA, 1914 nt
Organism: Ilex paraguariensis (yerba mate)
Lineage: Eukaryota; Viridiplantae; Streptophyta; Magnoliopsida; Aquifoliales; Aquifoliaceae
Source: the annotation of a GenBank genome assembly